Molecule: messenger RNA, 2733 nt
Organism: Phalaenopsis equestris
Lineage: Eukaryota; Viridiplantae; Streptophyta; Magnoliopsida; Asparagales; Orchidaceae
Product: probable 1-deoxy-D-xylulose-5-phosphate synthase, chloroplastic
Exons: 10
Coding region: 304-2499 (731 amino acids)
Biological process (GO): terpenoid biosynthetic process; chlorophyll biosynthetic process
Cellular component (GO): chloroplast
Molecular function (GO): 1-deoxy-D-xylulose-5-phosphate synthase activity
Source: RefSeq, a predicted model, not a curated record
CCAAGCUGGGUAAGCUUGCCAACCAUAGGUGCUGGACUGGAACGUUGUGAGAUAGAGACAGCUGAGGCAAAGAGACAGAAGACUGUCUCAGCUGAUUUUCUACUUGCAUAGCUAGUUAAUCUCAGCCACACACCUCUAUCAGGCCUUCUCAAAGACAGAUUUUGCUGAUCCAUAAAACUAAAAGUGCUAAUAGUGUUUCAUCUCUCUAACUUCUGCCGUCCUUCUUUUCUCCUGUUCUUCUUGGCCUUAAUCCUCUAUUUAUGCAAUUCCUCUGAAACUCUUUUAUUGAUACUUCGGUACCCAAUGAAUCUCUCCGCUCUCUUUUAUCCAUGCCAGCUCCCCGCUGGAAGCAUAGUUUCUGGAUGCACGAGCCAGUCUCCACUUUCUUCCUCAAGAUUACUCCGUGGUUUUCAUUCAGAAACUUAUCAGCAUCAACAUGGGAAGGUAAAGGAAAUGAAAAAGGCGUAUGUCCGUGCAGCACUGUCAGAUUCAGGAGAAUACUACUCGCAGAAGCCACCCACCCCCCUACUGGAUACAAUUAACUAUCCCAUCCAUAUGAAAAAUCUUUCCAUGAAGGAGCUCAAGCAACUAUCAGAUGAGCUAAGGUCUGAUGUCAUCUUCAAUGUAUCUAAGACAGGCGGCCACCUCGGUUCUAGUCUUGGUGUGGUGGAGCUGACUGUGGCUCUCCAUUAUGUCUUCAAUGCUCCCAUGGACAAGAUAGUAUGGGAUGUUGGCCAUCAGUCCUACCCACACAAAAUCUUGACAGGUAGGAGGGACAAGAUGCCGACUUUGAGGCAGACCAAUGGAUUAUCUGGAUUCACUAAGCGUUCAGAGAGUGAAUAUGAUUCCUUUGGCACCGGUCAUAGUUCUACCAGCAUUUCAGCAGCUCUUGGGAUGGCAGUAGGAAGAGAUCUAAUGGGGAGGAAGAACAAUGUGAUUGCAGUGAUUGGGGAUGGAGCAAUGACGGCAGGGCAAGCUUAUGAAGCAAUGAACAAUGCUGGGUAUCUUGACUCUGACAUGAUUGUUAUACUUAAUGACAAUAAGCAGGUAUCCCUUCCCACUGCUAAUCUUGACGGACCAAUACCACCCGUAGGAGCUCUAAGCAGUGCCCUCAGUAAACUGCAAUCAAGCAGACCUCUUAGAGAGCUGAGGGAGGUAGCCAAGGGGGUCACAAAGCAGAUUGGUGGAUCUAUGCAUGAAUUUGCGGCAAAAGUUGAUGAAUAUGCUCGAGGAAUGAUCAGCGGAUCCAACUCAUCCCUGUUCGAAGAGCUAGGGCUCUACUACAUAGGACCAGUUGAUGGCCAUAAUUUGGAUGAUCUAAUCACCAUUCUUAAGGAAGUGAAAAGCACCAAAACAACUGGACCAGUUUUAAUUCAUGUUGUGACCGAGAAAGGAAGAGGGUAUCCUUACGCUGAGAGAGCAGCAGAUAAGUAUCAUGGUGUGGCCAAAUUUGAUCCAGCUACAGGGAAGCAAUUCAAAGGAAGUGCCAAGACUCAGUCUUAUACCAAUUACUUUGCUGAGGCUCUUAUAGCAGAAGCAGAAGCGGACAAGAACAUUGUUGCAAUACAUGCUGCUAUGGGCGGGGGAACAGGACUCAACUACUUCCUCCGCCGCUUUCCAAACCGUUGCUUUGAUGUGGGAAUUGCAGAGCAGCAUGCUGUCACUUUUGCUGCUGGCUUAGCUUGUGAGGGAUUAAAGCCAUUUUGUGCAAUCUACUCUUCUUUCCUUCAGCGAGCUUAUGAUCAGGUGAUACAUGAUGUGGACUUGCAGAAGCUCCCUGUGAGGUUUGCUUUAGACCGUGCGGGCCUUGUUGGGGCUGAUGGACCUACACAUUGUGGAUCAUUUGAUGUAACUUACAUGGCAUGUUUGCCGAAUAUGAUAGUGAUGGCUCCUUCUGAUGAGGCAGAACUGUUUCACAUGGUGGCCACAGCAGCAGCUAUUAAUGACCGACCAUCGUGUUUCCGAUAUCCAAGGGGAGAUGGCAUUGGAAUUCCUCUGCCACCAGGAAACAAAGGUGUGCCGAUUGAGGUUGGUAAAGGUAGGAUUUUGAGGGAGGGUGAGGCUGUAGCUCUUCUAGGAUAUGGAACAGCAGUUCAAAGUUGUUUAGCUGCUGCUCGUCUUGUGGAACACCAUGGCCUAAAGCUAACCGUAGCAGAUGCCCGCUUCUGCAAACCGCUGGACCAAGCUCUGAUUCGCAGCCUCGCAAAAUCACACCAGGUUUUGAUAACAGUUGAAGAAGGAUCAAUUGGUGGCUUUGGCUCACAUGUUGCUCAGUUCAUGGCUCUUGACGGCCUUCUGGAUGGCACAACAAAGUGGAGGCCAUUGGUUCUUCCGGAUCGAUAUAUAGAGCAUGGAUCGCCUGGUGAUCAAUUGUGUGAGGCAGGUCUGACACCCUCCCAUAUUGCUGCUACUGCACUUAAUGUUGCUGGGAAGAAAAUGGAGGCUUUGGAAAUCAUGUCAUAUCAAUUAAACAAGUCAUCUUCAAAGAACACAGUUUGAGAAAGAUGUAUGUCUCAGGAUUUCUUAUUGAUAGAUUUUGGAUGCCAAAGCUUUGACAUUUUUGUUGGAGUGAGGUGAGUGAUUAUUGACGAAUUGGUUAUCAUCUGCAUGACAAUGAUAAUCAAUGCUUGGCAAUCAUUGAAUUGAAUUUACCUCUCCUUGGAGCGAUAUGAAUAUUUCCUACAUCGUUUUUUGCUUUUUAAUUUUCUUAAAAUUUUAGAUAAAACUGCCCUA